AUGGCACCAGCCACACCGGAGGAACUGCUGGCUCGACGUAAGGCGUUAAUCAGUCAACGUGGAACGUUUAAAACCAGGAUGACAAAAUUUUAUAAGUAUUUGGUAGAGUCGAAUGCUUACGCAUCGAUUCAGUACGUCGACAAGAACUUCAGCAUAAUUGAAACUGAAGUGGAAAAUAUGCCAGGAAUUUUACGUGAGUUACAAACCCUAGAACCCAAUACAAAUCUUGUGGAGAAAUUGAAAUCGCCAGGACGCACUAUACAUCCUGACGCAAUCCAAGAGAACAGAAACUUCAGAGACAUCAGGUCACCGUCAGUCACGUCACGUUCAUGUUCGUUUGAUUAUUUAAAAACGCUACCAAAACUCGAAGCGAAGAAGUUCGAUGGAAAAUUAUCCAAUUGGCGAGUUUAUAGAAACUGGUUUUUGGUUACAAUUCAUAGAAAUGAAAAUCUCACUGAUUCUCAAAGUUUAGAUUAUUUAAAUCGAACCUGUGAAUGUGAAGCUGCCGAGACUAUUAAGGCAUUCGCAAUCACAGAUGAGAAUUACUCUGUUGCUUUGUCCCUACUGGAAAAUACAUAUGAUAUUCAGUAUGCGUUAGUUCUGAAUCAUUAUGAUCAACUUAUGGAGACUCCAGUCAUGAAGAAGAAUACACCUGAAGAGAUGAAAAAAUUGUCCAACAACGUUCAAACCCAGGUCCUAGCAUUAAAGGCUCUGGGAGAGAACGUAGAACAAUGGAACACCCCAUUAGUACACAUCAUCUUGAGACGAUUAGACAAAGAGACCAGCAGGGAGUGGAAUAGAAAAAUGCAAGGGAGAGAAAUGCCUAAAUACGAUGCUAUCUUGACAUUUUUGAGAGAAGAAGCCACCAGGACAAUUUCUGUUAGCCCUUUCAGUGCCUCUUCCACACCUUUCAAUUCAUCAGUGAAUGGAAAACCCAAACACAGUAAAGAGAAUAAAAAUCGUACUCAAACUCUAUUGACGAACGCUGCUACCAACAGUUGCCCUCAUUGCAAGGGUCAACACACUUUUUCUACCUGCGAGAAGGUACUCGCUCUCACCCCUCUAGACAGGAUUCAGGCUGCCCGUACUGCGGAACUGUGUCUUAACUGUCUACAGAAGGGUCAUAAAACUAGGGUGUGCAAGACGUCUACCCGCUCCACGUGCCACAAGAAACACCACACUAAUCUACAUUUAAAUGAUGAGGAAACAAAAGUAAUGAGAGCUGCACAUCAAGCAAAAACUAUCGCCUUGGUGGCCACUUUGCCAUCUCGAGAGUGCAUAAUUACUGCUGUCGUGAACAUCAUGGAUUCUCAACAGAAGCCUAUUCAAUGUCGAGCUAUUUUAGAUACUGCUGCUGGCACCAAUUUUAUGACAGAAGCAUUGGCCAAUAAAUUGAGGCUUUCACGAGAAAAACUCACAAUAAGAGUCGAAGGAUUGAACGACGCCACUACUGCCGCGAAUUCUCUCGUGAGCACGACCAUUCAGUCAAGACUCACCUCAUUCAUUACAAAUCCUUGA
This is a messenger RNA of Diachasma alloeum, 1518 nucleotides long. RefSeq lists its product as uncharacterized. Bases 1 to 1518 code for a protein of 505 amino acids. The transcript has a single exon. NCBI's taxonomy places the organism in Eukaryota, Metazoa, Arthropoda, Insecta, Hymenoptera, Braconidae. The record is from RefSeq and is a predicted model, not a curated record.